GAAGAAGGUUAUGGGUAAAUAGGUAAAUUGGUCAAAUCACCAUGUUGAUACGUCAAAUUGUCACCGCGUUUAUUUUACUAUCAUUUAGUUACUUAAUUUAUGAUUUCCAAUUCCGCUCCAAAGACUUGCUGGGGCAUUCUGUUCAACAAGGGUCAGAAGAAGCUGAUAAGGUAACUUUGCCUGAUCAGCCUGAUGAUGUUAAGUUUAACCAGUUUGCUGGUUACAUCACUGUUGAUGUUAUUCAACAAAGAAAGUUAUUUUACUACUUUGUUGAAGCUGUCGAAGAACCUGCUUCCAAACCUGUUGUUCUUUGGUUGAAUGGAGGGCCUGGUUGCUCUUCAGUCAAACUCUGGUAGCAAUCAAUCAAACUAUAAAGGACAAGCAUAAU
Messenger RNA from Trifolium pratense (red clover), 388 nucleotides. RefSeq names its product serine carboxypeptidase-like 45. The record is from RefSeq and is a predicted model, not a curated record. The coding region runs from base 42 to 356 and encodes 104 amino acids. Gene Ontology annotation, molecular function: serine-type carboxypeptidase activity. Gene Ontology annotation, cellular component: vacuole. The transcript is spliced from 3 exons. Gene Ontology annotation, biological process: proteolysis. Lineage: Eukaryota; Viridiplantae; Streptophyta; Magnoliopsida; Fabales; Fabaceae.